GGUCAUAGAGCUGGGUGCCUUUGCCGCUCACGUUUGUGAUUGGGGCCGGCAGAAUGUGGGGCCUGUUCAUUCAACGUCAAUUCGCACCUUUCGACCAGUCAAGCAUAUCACCACCUGUUCGCGGAGCCUCAAACCCCAUCAAUACGGCAGAUUCAACAUGGCUUCUGGUUUCGGAAACGACGGAGGCCCCGGCCGAUGCUUUCCCUUCUGGCAGGAGGUCCUCGCCUGCUACGUCGUCAACACCUCCGCAGAGGACGACUCCGGGAAGAAGAAAUGCUCCCCCGCGCUCGAGGACUACUAUGAGUGCCUGCACCACAAGAAGGAGGUCAGAGCCCCCAUGACGGCUUGGACUGUCAAAACGUGCAGUCCCCAACGGGCCAUUGAACUGACGCACAUUCUCCUGGACAGGCUGCGCGAACGAUGGCCCUGCAGGCCGCUUAUAGAAAGGCCGAGUUCGGAAAUGGCAGGAGCAACGCACCGACAGCUGGGCAGAUACGGAAUCUGGGCUUACUAGACAAGGAGGAGGAGUCGAAGAAGCUGAUCAGCCAAUAAGUUAACGACACCAUACAUACCAUCUCGGCCUUCCUGGAGUGUCAGGCGCUCCGGCGAAUCGAAGCGCGAAACUUUGUACAUAUCAGACCGCUUCUAAUGUAGGAGAAUAGAAGCCCUUUGAGAAUAUGGUCUGGGCAAAGCUCGCCCUGAACAACAGUCUUGGUAGUGCUUGAGGACUGUGUCCUUGCCUAAAGGCUUGGGACUUCGAAAACGGAUCACCUCAGACUUAGGAUGGAGUCGGACAGUUUAUUGCUCCAGAGUGGUCAGGUGCGUAACUGGAAGCGCAAGCCAGUUUUCGGUGUAGUAUGCAGGCUGAUGGUGUUGGACAAAGCUCGUAACGGGCAUGACCAUGGUGAGCGAACUGCAGAAGUCAUCAUCCCCGAGAUUGCUCGGUGCCGCUGGUCCAUUUCGAUGUUUCCCAACGGCAAUAAACGAGGACGUUCUCCAUA
Microdochium trichocladiopsis is the source of this 1001-nucleotide messenger RNA. RefSeq lists its product as uncharacterized. NCBI's taxonomy places the organism in Eukaryota, Fungi, Ascomycota, Sordariomycetes, Xylariales, Microdochiaceae. Gene Ontology annotation, biological process: mitochondrial respiratory chain complex I assembly. The record is from RefSeq and is a predicted model, not a curated record. The transcript has 2 exons. Bases 158 to 514 code for a protein of 118 amino acids.